Molecule: messenger RNA, 893 nt
Organism: Anguilla anguilla (European eel)
Lineage: Eukaryota; Metazoa; Chordata; Actinopteri; Anguilliformes; Anguillidae
Product: protein DEPP
Exons: 2
Coding region: 276-710 (144 amino acids)
Biological process (GO): regulation of autophagy
Cellular component (GO): mitochondrion
Source: RefSeq, a predicted model, not a curated record
AGGGUCAGUGCUGCGCUAUGUUUAGCGCUGUUAGCCAUGGCUUAUGCUCCUCUAAUAGGGUUUGGGUAUAAAACCCCUCCCACCUCUUCCUCGGGUUGUGAUUUAACACAACAGCCUCCAGUGAGCAACACUCCCCUGCACACACUGUCCGAGGCUCCGAGAUACACACAGAACCCACUCCACCGUAUUUCUGAACAGCCCAACUAGACCGGACAAUACAGCACAUACAGGGGGCUUCGGCCCGAAUGCUGAUUGGCUGACCGCACCCGCUCAGCAUGAAGCCUCGCAGGCGGCUGCUGUCCGUGGAUCUGCUGCCCACCAUCAGCGAGACGCAGGAGGACGCCGCCCACGCGUGGCACCCCGGGCACGCCGGGCACCCCUCCGCCUCCCUGGAGGACUACGUGGCGUCCAUUAAGGAGCUGGCGCAGCCUGCCGCCUUCUCCGCCUGCGCCACGCUCCGGGUGCCAGGGCGCCGGAAACACGCCCUCCCCGCGGCCCCGCCCCCCGGCGCCGCGGCGGCAGCCUGCAAGCCCCGCCUCCCCGUCGCCCUGGACGACAUCGCGCUGGUCUUCGGCGCGGGCGCUAAGGGAGAGUGCGGCGGCUCGUGCGCGGCCGCGAGGGACCCGCUGGACUGGCUGUUCGCUCGGGCGGAGGAGUGCGACGGCCUGUCGCUUCCGGAGACUUCCGCGGCCGCUCUGUGUCUGCUGUGAUGCGAGCGGCUCGCCGAACGUGACUGAGCGGAGCUCGAUCAUCCCUUUCUCAGGACGGAUAACGAGACUGGAGUCGUAUGAUUUAUACGAUAUACGUCACAUAUGGACCACUGUGGAUGUGUUUAGCGUUGCACCCCUGGCACUGUCGAACUGUCGUUUUGCAAUAAAACUUUGAUUAUGAUA